Molecule: messenger RNA, 6601 nt
Organism: Pelobates fuscus (common spadefoot toad)
Lineage: Eukaryota; Metazoa; Chordata; Amphibia; Anura; Pelobatidae
Gene: NUP214
Product: nucleoporin 214
Exons: 37
Coding region: 192-6410 (2072 amino acids)
Biological process (GO): RNA export from nucleus; protein import into nucleus
Cellular component (GO): nuclear pore
Molecular function (GO): protein binding; structural constituent of nuclear pore
Source: RefSeq, a predicted model, not a curated record
UUAGUUUUUUUCGCGGCUCUCAUGAUUCUUGUGACGGAUAAGGAAAUCGAAGCUUGGUGAGCUGCUCCGAGAGCUCCAGGUUCUCAUCGAAUCCAGGCAGCCAUCACUGCUGUCUGUCUUAGUGUCACAUUAGGAGAUCUCUGUGCUGUGUGGGACCCACUCUCACUGACAGGAGCCACAUUCUCCUGGUCAUGGAGGAGGAUACAGACUCACCCCCCGAGAGAGAGACAAAGGACUUCCAUUUCCGGCAACUGAAAAAGACACGGCUUUUUGAUCCUCCUCAAGAAAUCCUCAAAGAGCGCUCCAAUCUCUUGGCAAUCUCUAAUAAAUAUGGCCUCAUCUUUGCUGGAGGCUCACCAGGGCUGAAAAUCUAUUACAUUAAAGAUCUACUUGUACCAAUCAAGGCUGGAGAAGAUCCCAAUUCUAUCGUUGCAGGCCCUCCUGGUAUAACUGUGCCCUUGAAACUUUCCACUCACCAUGUGGCUCUGAGCUCUGACAGUUUGACAUUAUCUGUGUGUGUAGCCUCCAGUACUCAUGGCACUUUCAUCUCAUUUUAUGAUGUACGGACUCUGCUGAAUGAGACCAAACCGCAGAAAAUGCCUUUUGCUUAUUAUGAGCUAACAAAAGAUGGUAAUAAUCGUGUAAUUGAUCUCAAAUGGAACCCAGCAACACCAAACCUGGUGGCCAUGUGCCUAAAUGAUGGUAGUAUAACAGUCCUACAGGUCACGGAUGCCGUCAGUGCUUACGCCACUCUGCCUGCCACUGUGGGUGUGACAUCAGUAUGCUGGAGCCCAAAAGGGAAGCAACUUGCUGUGGGCAAGCAGAAUGGCACAAUCGUUCAGUUCCUUCCAAAUCUUCAGGAGAAGAAAGUCAUUCCCUGCCCCACCUUUUAUUCAGAGAACCCUGUAAAAGUGCUUGAUGUCCUCUGGGUUAGUACAUACGUCUUUGCCGUGGCGUAUGCUGCUGCUGAUGUUUCUCUCGAAACCUCUCCUGAGCUUGUUAUGGUAUUACUUCCGAAAAAGGAAGACAAAAAGGGUGAGCGAUUUCUGAAUUUCAGGGAGAUCUGCUAUGGCAGCCCUACUGAGAGACACCACCAUUUCUUCUUGAAUUAUAUUGAUAAUUGGGAGGUUCUUCUGGGGGCUUCUGCUGUCUCCAUUGAAGUCUCUGUGAUUGCCCGGCCACCAGAUCAGGUCGGUUAUGAAUUGUGGCUUCUGGAAGACACGAGUCGGGCUGAUCUCCCCGUGAAUGACAACAGUGAUGAUACACUUCCCAUGGGAGUAGUUGUGGAUUACACAAAUCAGCAACAGAUUUUUAUCAGUGAAGAGAAAGUUCUUCCACCAACCCCUGUUCUCCUGGUUUUGUCCUCGGAUGGAGUCCUGUGUCCUUUCCACAUGAUAAAUUCCAACCCAGGCAUGAAGUCCCUAAUGGUGCCUCUUGAACGUUUGCCAUUGGAAGGAGAGAGACAGACGAAGACGAUCGGAACAGGCCUUACUUCUCCAGCUCCUGCUGCCCCUCAAACUACCAUUUCACAGCCGGCCACUUUCAGUAUUGCUUCUAGCAAUCCAGCCACCAAUACUACACCUGGACCCACCAAUACUACAUUUGGAGCCACCAAUACUACACCUGUACCUGCACCUUGGGCUUUGCCCUUGUCAAUCGGAAGUACAGCAGCUUCCAAUAACUCCUCCAAGCAGGUUAAUCCACCUGUGUUCUCCUUCCAACCGAUGUCGGGCACAGGGGUUUUUGGAAUGGGCAGCUCAGGGCCAGGUAGCUCAGCUCUUCCAGAGCAGACGCCUGUAACAACACCCGGCUUUCUUCCUGCUGCAUCAGUGAAAGUGAACCUGAAAGACAAAUUCAAUGCUGUUGGGGCACAGGCACCUGCUCCCAGUGCCAGCCUUGGUGCUCCAGCCUUUUCAUUCACUCCUCCAAGCAAGCCCCCAAGUUCAAGCGAUCCCCGUAGUGGCGCAGUAUCAUUUCAACCACAGGCCACCAAGACUCCGAGCAGGGCCACUGUUGGAGAUGUUGUCCCUGUGAUGCCAAGCACUCCCAUUGCAUCUACUCAGAAGACAGCCAAAAUUAACCCUCCAGCAGCAAAGCAAAUGCCUUCACAGUUGCAGGCAAAUGUACCCAGAGAAAAUCCAUACACUCAAACCAAGGAGUCUGACCCUUUUCUGAUUGCCAUAAAAGAGGAGAUUGCUCAAUUCCAAAAGGAGAUGGAUGACCUGAAAGCUCGCACUGUAAAGGCAUGUUUCUCAGUAGGCAAUGAAGCUGAAAUACGUCAAUUAAGGACAGAGACAGAUGACCUUGAUGGCUUUCUCCUUGAAAUCAAAGAAACUACUGAGUCUCUUAACAGCGACAUCCAUAAUCUAAAAAGGAAUCAUCUUGAGGCAUUUGCAAAAAUCGAAGAAGCUAGGGAACUGAAUGAGCGAAAGCAGGAUCCCAAGUACCGGCACCUGCUACUCAAGAGACCAUUAGAUCCCAAGAGUGAAGCUCAGGUUAAGGAGAUCCGCACUCUGCACCAGUAUGUAAAGUCUGCAGUUCAAGAUGUCAGUGAUGUGUUGGAUAUACAGUGGGAAAAGUACCUGGAAAACAAGAGAAAUCAAAAAGGUCUAAUUGUCCCAGAGCGACAAUCACUAUUUCACACGCUGGUCAACAACCGGGAAAUUAUCAACCAUCAACAACGGCAGCUAAAACAACUGGUGGACAAACUACAGCAGCUCCGAUUGUACAAGCAGCUGUCCCAGUGGAGCAUACCAAGCGAAGACACGAGCAACAAAAGUUUUGAAAGCAAUAUUGAAAGCCUGCAAAAUACAUUGUCUAAGACUGCUAUAAAUAUGAAACCCAAACCAGCACCGCAAGCACCAUCCAAAGUGUCAAAGGUAAAGGUCAACCAGCUGCGAAAUUUUCUUACCAUGAGAACAGUACCUCGUAUCCGGUCUCUUGCGCCAGCAAACCUCAACCGUUCGUCAUUCCUGGCCCCAAGCUUUUUCGAAAAUCUUGAUGAUGUGAGCUCCACAUCUUCCCUGUCGGACACUGGAGAUAACGAAGAGAGGGGGCUGCUUCCACAGGUGGUUGGGAGGCAUGAGACUCCGCCCCCAGAAGGUACACCUAUCAGAACUCCCCGACAUGCUGCUGUCGUCCGUACAACAUCAGUCCAGCAAGGCUUUGCUCCACCAACCGCUCCAUUUGGAAAACCGUUUGGCCCAGGUCCUAUCACCAGUACACCGGCUGUUCCUGCUCAGUCCAUCAGAGUGAUCCCACAGGGAGCUGACAGCACUAUGCUGACCACCAAAACUGUCAAACAUGGAGAUCCCAUUAUCAUCGCUCAACAAGCUGCGGCUGCAGCUGCCCUGAGGAGACAGCUGGACAACCAAGUGACAGCCACUUUGACAGAAUCCACCCUGCAGACAGUACCCAAAGUGGUAAACGUUAAAGAGCUGAAGGGCAAUGGUCCUGGUCCAACCAUUUCCACCACAUUAGGGCCGUCGGUACCCCAUUCUGCUGCUCAAGUUAUCCAGCAAGUAUUAGUCUCAGUGGGGUCGGCACCAGCUAAGCAGGCACCACCUGCUGGUGCUAUAAAGAUGCAAUCUGCUCCUGUGUUACCUGGCAGCAUCGCUCUCCCAGGACAGGGUUCUGCACCCAGCAAACCUCCAGGGCAACCUUUUCCAAAAUCUGAAACUCCACCUGUCCCUCCAGCUGCCAGUACCACGUCUGCCACAGCUUCACAGUCAAGCAAGCCAUUUUCGUUUGCAGGUCCAAGUUCGGGAUUCAGUUUUGGUGGCGUCACCCCAGCAUCCUCUUCUUCAUCCAACUUGGGAGGCAGCACUGCAGGUUCUUUAGAUCAAUCCCGGGAUCCUAACCAGUCCUCACCUUUUACAUUUGGAAGCAAGCCUGUUUUUGGUUCUGGAUCUCUUGGAUCAUUUUCCUUUUCAUCUGUUAAGUCUGCAACUCCGUCAACUAUUACAGAUACUGCUUCCACACCACCCACUUUCCAACUUUCAGCACCUUCUGCUGCUGGUCUAGCUGCUUCUUCCACUACUGGGGGAAAGUCGGAAGCCACAGCAACCAAACAAGGGGAUGGUAUUUUUCAGACUUUUUCAGGUGGAGAGACACUUGGGAGCUUCUCAGGUUUAAGAGUAGGUCAAAUUGACGAAAGCUCCAAGCCAGAUAAUUCAAAAGCAACACCCUCCACUCAGCCAGCUAAGUUGCCUAGUGCUACCCCUGUGUUUGGUUCUGGGGGUGGACUUCAAAUUUCAAAGCCUGCAGAAGUAUCUUCCAGCACUAGUGGUGCCCCAGGCACUCUUUUUGGUAGCUUGCCAUUAGCAGGUGCUGGAUCUUCAGCCAGUUUAUUUAGUUCUGGUGCUAGUAAGCCAAACUUCUCUUUUCUUAGUCCAUCAAGCACAGUUGCUGCUGCAGAUUCUUCAUCUGGAACAACAGCUUCAGCAACUCUGUCAUUUCAGAGUCUCCUAGCCCCUGCCACCUCAGCCCAGUCUCCUGCAGCUUCCAGCCCUGCAAACCAAAAUGAAUCGUCUUCUACACCUGCAGCCUCCACGUUUGCAUUGUCAAGUCUUUUAGUCCCUUCUUCUGCAGAUGUCAGUUCAAGCACUCUGGAAGUAAAGCAACCUUUCAAAUCUGAUAAACUUGUCAGUGAACCUGCAGCUCCUCCUUCUCUUCAGCAGCAAAACCCAUCAUUUCCCACAAGUGAGGGAGAUAAAGAACAAACUCCAAAACAAAAUCUUGUAGGAGGAGCCAGUACAACUCCAUUUGCUUCUGUUGCUGCCUCUAUCAUUCCUACUGCUCAGUCAGCAGCCGUGACCAAGGAAGAUGCAGCUCCUAUCCCCUCUCUCCCUGCCACAGUGAGCUCUGGCCAAGUAUCAUCCAUUGCAUCUGAAGUACUCAAUCCUUCAGCACCUGUAAAUACAUUGUCUGGAGUACUCUCCACCCAAACACCAGCUCCUGUUACAUCUUCUCCUCCGGUUGCACCGAACAAUCCACCUACGGCACCUCCACCAGUAGGGUCUACGGCCUCAAGUUCUGCAUUUGGUCAACAAAGUGUUGCAUCGUCCACUCCAGCUGCACUACCAGCUUUUGGCCAAGCACCUGCAUCUAGUUCGGCACCCACGCCCUUUGCACAACAAAGUGGAAAUGCAACAAGCGCCGCAGCAAAUACUACCACGGGUUUUGGAACAAAUGCCUUUGGACUAGCAGGUUCAACAGGAGCCGGCUUUGGACAGCCUUCUUUUGGCCAGGCACCAGCUUAUUGGAAAACACCAGCUUCAAACUCUGCUAGUAACUUCUCUUUUGCCCCAUCAAGUUUUGGCACACAGCCUGCUUUUGGUCAGCCUCCAACAUCAACUGUAGCUGCAUCAAGUACUGGUGCCCUUUUUGGAAGUUCCGUGAGCUCUAACAGCGCCACCACUUUUGGUCAGCAGUCAGCUAGUGCCAGUACUCCCACUGCUGGAGGAACGGGACUGUUUGGGCAGAGUACCACUCCUGCUUUUGGGCAGAGCUCUGGCUUUGGGCAGGUUGCGCCAGUGUUUGGUAAUGCAAGUUCCUCAACGACAACCACCUCAUUUGGUCAGUCAUCCGGUUUCACCACAAACCCGGCCGGAUCAUUGUUUGGCCAGAAUCAAAAUCAAAGCACAAGUGUGUUUGGUCAGUCACCUUCCUCUAGUGGAGGUUUGUUUGGCGCCAGCACCGGCACUGGGAGUGGUGGCGGUUUCUUCAGUGGACUGGGAGGUAAACCAAGUCAGGAUGCCGCAAACAAGAACCCCUUUGGCUCAUCCACACCCACAUCCACAGCCAGAUUCAGAUUCCCCAGCAGUCCUAACGGCAACAGUCUGUUUGGGAACAGCGGGGCCAAGGCAUUUGGCUUUGGCAGUUCAGCUUUCGGGGAUCAAAAAUCCUCUGGGACAUUCAGUGCAGCCGGAAGCGUGGCAAGUCAGGGCUUUGGGUUCACAAGUCCCACCAAGACAGGUGGCUUUGGUGCUGCUCCGGUGUUCGGCAGCCCUCCAACUUUCGGGGGAUCCCCUGGUUUCGGAGGGGCGCCAGCAUUCGGUACAGCCCCAGCAUUUUCAAGCCCUCUGGGCUCGACGGGAGGCAAAGUGUUCGGCGAGGGUACGGCUGCAGCUAACACAGGAGGAUUCGGAUUCGGAGCCAGUCCUGGUAACACCACCUUUGGCAACAUAGCAAGUCAGAACACCCCAACCUUUGGAUCUCUGUCCCAGCAGGGCACUGGUUUUGGGGAGCAGCAGAGUGGUGGGUUCUCUGGGUUUGGGUCAAGCGGAAGUGCACCGCCAGCAGCAAACAGUGGAGGAUUUGGAUUUGGAGUUGCUAAUCACCAGGCACAGCCAGCAUUUUGCACCAAUCCCUUAGGCAUGGAAUACAUUGGAGGAUCCUCUGGCCAUUAAACUAUUAAUCAUGCUCAAUUCAAGAAUUCUAGUUUGUCCACGUCUGCAUUUGGCGGGGGCUGGAGAGGCUGAGAGAUGGAGAAAGUAGCAGAAGAAGCUGACUUGUUAAAUAUUUUGAUAGUGUCGCAGUUUUCUUUUCUCAAAUUUUUCAUUUCUCAAGGUCCUCAAUAAAUUAUAAUUUUUUGAUUUUU